AUCUCAUUUCAUUUUUUAACUGUACAUUUUAUGAUAGCAAUACUUGAUCAAAUACAUUAUGGGCUAUAUAUAAAUUUGACACGCUACCUAAUUAGAAACAUUCACUUAAAAAAAAAAACUCUUCUUUCUGAUCUUCGUCAUUGUGAUAGUAUGGAGAUUUUGUACAUCCAUUACAACUUAGUUUCAAUUUUGAUUUUCUUGUUACCUCUAUUUGUUGUUGUUAGAAAAUGGAAAAAAAUGAACCAAAGAUCAUUGCCACCAGGUCCAUGGAAAUUGCCUAUUAUUGGAAGUAUGCAUCACCUUAUUGGAGCACUUCCACAUCAUACUACAAAUUUAGCCAAAAAAUAUGGGCCAUUGAUGCACUUGAAGCUAGGGGAAGUUGAUGCAGUUAUAGUAUCAUCUCCUCGUUUGGCAAAAGAGUUUUUAAAAGUUCAUGACCUUUCUUUUGCAGCGAGGUUUAAGAUUGCGGCCUCUGAUGUAGUCUUUUAUCAUCAAAAAGACAUUGUAUUUGCAGAACAUGGCGAUUACUGGAAAUGUAUGCGCAAAAUAUGCAUCUCAGAGCUACUCAGUGUGAAGAUGGUCAAGUCGUUUAGUUUGAUUCGACAAGAUGAGGUUCAUAAUCUUGUUGCAUCAAUUCGUUCAACGCCUAAUAAUGUGGUUAACAUGACUGAAAAGGCUCUUAAACUUACCAGCUCCGUGAUUUGUAGAUCAGCUUUAGGAGAAGUAUUUGACGAUCGAGAUAAUUUGUUGAUGCUAAUGAGGGAAGUACUAGUCUUAUUAGCGGGAUUCGAUAUGGUAGAUCUCUUUCCUUCUUGGAAACUACUUCACGAAAUCCGUGGAAAGAGAAAAAGAUUGAUGAAUAUGCAUCAUAAGCUUGAUGUAAUAUUGGAGAAUAUUAUUAAUGAUCAUAAAGAGAAUAAAGCAUACGGGAAAAAAGGCAACAGUGAGUUUGGGGGUGAAGAUUUGGUUGACGUUUUACUUAGAGUUAUGGAGAAUAAUGAACUUCCAUUUCCUAUGACAAAUGACAACAUCAAAGCAUUCAUUCUUGACAUGUUCUUCGGUGGAACUGAAACUUCAGCAACAACAAUACAAUGGGCAUUAGCUGAACUGAUGAAGAACCCAAAUAUCAUGGCCAAAGCACAGGCAGAAGUGAGAUGGUUCUAUAAAGAGAAGACAGAUGUCGAUGACAAUGAUAUCGAAAAGUUGAAAUAUCUCAAGUGUGUGGUCAAAGAAAGGCUAAGGUUUCACCCUCCAGGUCCCCUUUUACCUCCAAGAGAAUGCCUGAAGGAAACAACAAUUGACGUAUACACUAUCCCUCUUAAAACCAAAGUGAUUGUUAACGGUUGGGCCAUGGGAAGAGAUCCUGAAAAUUGGGAUGACCCUGAAAGUUUCGUGCCAGAGAGAUUUGAAAACAAUUCCGUGGAUUUUAAGGGAAGUCACUAUCAAUUUAUUCCAUUCGGUGCAGGAAGCAGGAUUUGUCCUGGAAUUCAGUAUAGCUCAGCCGAUGUGAUGUAUCCGUUAGCACAGUUGCUUUAUCACUUCGACUGGAAACUUCCUCAUGGAAUGAAACCUGAGGAUUUAGAUAUGACUGAAACAUUUGGAGUAACUGCAAGGAGGAAAAAUGAUCUUCACUUGAUCGCCAUUCCGCGUGAUUUGUCACAACCUUGACACAAAAUAUCAUUAUCAUAUUUUUAUGAUGCUUAUUUUCGCAUUCAGAUUCUGUUGCAUCAUUCCAUCUUUGUGAGUGUGUCCCCUGUGAAAGUAAUAAAUCACAUUUCAUCUUU
Molecule: messenger RNA, 1784 nt
Organism: Capsicum annuum
Lineage: Eukaryota; Viridiplantae; Streptophyta; Magnoliopsida; Solanales; Solanaceae
Product: premnaspirodiene oxygenase
Exons: 2
Coding region: 31-1668 (545 amino acids)
Molecular function (GO): heme binding; oxidoreductase activity, acting on paired donors, with incorporation or reduction of molecular oxygen; iron ion binding
Source: RefSeq, a predicted model, not a curated record